AUGCCAAGUAACCAUAGCUUUCUACGGGCAAAGGUGUCCGCACAGAGGAAUCGAAAUGUUGUAAAUUCUUCACACAACCCUAAUGAUGUUAAUAAUGAACCCCAGCACACCUUUGAAGGGCAAUCGCGACAGGGAAGUCAUUUCUUCGAUCACCAAGAUAUUAUUAUCCCACAAGAACUACCCCCGGAUAGGGAGCUCUCACUUGCGAUGCCCAGGCAUGGGAAUUCUUCCUUCGGAGGCGCGCUUUUGAUCUCAAACGAAAAGGUCAACGAAAGUCGCGGCUAUCGCGUUCUCUUUUUAUGCCUCUUGGUAAUUAUUGCGGGCUCCACAAAUGGCGUGCACUCGGUUUUCGGUACUCUUCUCAUGGAUGGUGUAUACCGCUACUCUGUCAAGCAGAUGAUGUCGGUAUAUCUGACGGGGCAGGUGUUUGGAAUGUUUACGUUUCCCUUUGGUUUAUUGUACGACUUGUUCGGCCCGCGUGUCCCGAUAUUAUUAUGCACCAUCCUGAUAAGCCUUGGAAAUCUCCUGUUCGCGCUCAUGUUUGCCGGGCAUAUCAGCCAGACCCCCACCAAAUCCGCGAUUUUUUACGCGAUCAUGUGUUGGGGCUGCUACGGAACGCAGGUCUCUGCGCUACCGUGCGCACUUACCUACAUGCCGCGCGACCGUGGGCAGCCCCUAGGGUUUUUGGUCACCUUUUCUAAUAUCGGUGCAUCACUCUUUGCCUGCUUCUUUCGUGGAUUUUUUCCCAACCACUUUGACCGUCUGAUGUGGUUUAUGUUUGCCUUUUGCGUCUUAUUCGGGCUACUUGCGGUGUGGUACGUCGAGGAUGCUCCUUACGUGACGACGGAGUAUGAGCGGUCCCGAAUCACAUUGAAGAAAAAGGUGGAUCGCUACCUCAUACGCAAUCGGUAUAUGUCGCAGCUCAUAUCCAAACGCCGCUUUUUUUAUUUCACACUAUGCUUGAUCGCGCUGAACUUUUACUUAACUAUUCAGGCCAUCAUCGCGGGUUACCGUAGAGACGAAAUGACCAAGGGCAACUACCGCGGCAUUUCUAUCGGUGCAGUCAUCGUGGUAUCGUUCACAAGUGUCUUGAUAUGGCCCCUUCGUUGUAUGGAUGGGAACCCGGAACGUGAUACCAACUUCUUCCGUAUCGCAAAAGAGAAAGAGGCGGAAGCAAGGCGGCAGGUCGCCAGGCGUGGAUCGGAAUAUGAGAUCGAAGAGCCAGUACAGCAACCACGGGAGGAUACCAAUCAGAUAGAGCUUAUUGAGGUCAACCUCCAAGAUUCAGAUGAAAACGUCGCCCCCACAAUCCCGAACCCGCUGAGUGAGCGUUCAGGCAAUACACUUCCCAACUCCGAGCAGGCACAUCCCGCCGGAGACACCACUGACGCUUCAGGUGUGCACGAACCAAUAUGUGAGGGGAACUCAAACUCAACCCCAGCUGCUGAAAAUCAUGUUCAAGGUAAUGAGUGGAAUCACACAGAUGAGGCGAUGCAGCCUUUAGUCCUCACAUCUCGCGAGCCGUCCAGGUACGCUGCGCCGUACUUCGAGAUGAUCAAUAUCGGCCAUGAGGGCUUCUUGGCUCCGGUCUACGAGAUCUCUUUUUGGAAAAGCCUUUGCCACCUUGACGUUUGGCUUAUGUUCUAUACAACGUUUGUGAUGUGGGGCAUCGGCAUGACUAUGACGGGGAACUGGAACAUCAAAAUAAUGCUUACCGCGCGGGAUAAGAAUAUAACUUAUGCAGAAUAUAUAUUUUUUGCGUCCAUGUCUGGCAUUAACAUGGCUGGCGGGCGAACUUUCGUUGGAACGUAUGAGCAGAUUCUGAAUAAGAUAUACGUAAAGUUUGGAACUCCUAUGGUGUCUACUUGGGCCUACCCUGUUGCCUCGGUUGGCAUGUUUAUCGCCAUGAUCCUAUGGAUAGCCCUCCCAGGUAACUAUUCUCUCGUUGUUGCUUACCUGAUUGGUCCUUUCAUGUUCGGUAUGAGCCAUUCAUUGACAUUUUACAUUCUCGGAUCCAUGUUUGACCGCCACAUGGGGAUGCACUACAGCUUCAGCUUCCUGGCCGGAGAGAUUGGGCUGAUUGUUUUCUAUUACUUGUCAUGGUACCUGUCGUACGAUCAUCAUUCGACAAACUACCCAAUAGUUGGUCGCAUUUGCAUCGGUCAGCGAAAGUGCAUGAAUACAUUCGUCGGUAUUUGCAUUGCCUUUGCAUUCAGCAGCAUUUUCACAUCGCUCUGGGUGCACUUGCGGCACAAGAAGCUUCUUGAGGGAAAGAGAUCCCAGCAAAAGGAAUCCCCAUAA
Messenger RNA from Phytomonas sp. EM1, 2301 nucleotides. NCBI's taxonomy places the organism in Eukaryota, Euglenozoa, Kinetoplastea, Trypanosomatida, Trypanosomatidae. The record is from the annotation of a GenBank genome assembly.